UUUGAGAAUAUCAGACUAAAACCAAAUAAGGAAAGAUAUAUUCCUGGCAGAAACAAUCAUAUGUUCUUGGUUGCAUGGUCAAGUGUAUGUGACUAUGAUUGUUAUUCUUCAUCUGGGUUUUUGCCUACAGGAGGUUGGUGGUAUGAGUAUGUGUCGCAGAAAAGCGCUAACCCUGCUGAGCAGUGUGUUCGCAGUGUGUGGCCUGAGCCUGCUGGGUAUAGCUGUUAGCACUGAUUACUGGCUCUACCUAGAGGAGGGGGUCAUCUUGCCUUUCAACCAGAGCACCAGCAUCCACACGUAUCUACAUUCUGGCCUGUGGAGACUCUGCUUUCUGUCAGGAGAGGAGAUGGGCCGCUGCUUCACCAUAGAGUAUCUUAUGCCUAUAAGCGUGCAACUCACCAGUGAAUCUACAGUCAGUGUCCUGAAGAUGAUUCGCACAGCCACCCCCUUCCCCCUGGUCAGCCUCUUCUUCAUGUUCAUCGGCUUUGUGCUCAGUAACAUCGGACACAUUCGCCCUCACCACACAGUACUGGCCUUCGCUUCUGGAAUCUUCUUCAUCCUCUCAGGCCUUUCUCUGGUGGUGGGUCUUGUUCUUUACAUCUCCAGCAUCAAUGAUGAGAUGUUGAACAGAAGUAAAAGUAAUGAGGCCUAUUUCAGCUACAGAUACGGCUGGUCCUUUGCCUUUGCCGCUAUCUCCUUCCUACUGACAAAGAGUGCCGGCGUCAUGUCGGUCUAUCUGUUCACUAAGCGCUACACGGCCGAGGAGUUGUACAGGCCUCAUACAAGCUUCUACCGGCAGCGUUUCAGCAACUGCUCCGAGCACUCGACUCAGUUUCUGCAGCGCCACCACAGUCCCUCAGACAUCUCCAGUGAGGCCUCACUCCAAAUGUACAGCAGCUACCCAGCCCUGCUCAAGAGCCCUAAGUAUCAAGAAGUCUCCUCUUCACUCUGCUAAACGCAGACAGA
Molecule: messenger RNA, 966 nt
Organism: Ictalurus furcatus (blue catfish)
Lineage: Eukaryota; Metazoa; Chordata; Actinopteri; Siluriformes; Ictaluridae
Gene: cacng5b
Product: calcium channel, voltage-dependent, gamma subunit 5b
Exons: 5
Coding region: 95-955 (286 amino acids)
Biological process (GO): postsynaptic neurotransmitter receptor diffusion trapping; positive regulation of synaptic transmission, glutamatergic; transmission of nerve impulse
Cellular component (GO): AMPA glutamate receptor complex; postsynaptic density membrane
Molecular function (GO): voltage-gated calcium channel activity; channel regulator activity
Source: RefSeq, a predicted model, not a curated record